CACAUUUAAAGAUGAGCUACAAUUGACUCAUUCACUGACUCAAAAACAGCCUUACAAAUCCCCAAGAGCAAGUAUGGACCAAGUCAACAGGGAGGUGAAGCAUAUUAAGGACCACAGCUCCAUACACUUGUCCCAGGAAACAGUCAACAAGCUGAUCCACCAGUCUCAAGAGGCAAAGAAGCAAGCCUACAGUCCUUACAGCAAAUUCAGAGUGGGAGCUGCUCUCCUGACUCUUGACGGCCAUGUGUUUACAGGUUGCAAUGUGGAGAAUGCAUGUUACAACCUGGGUGUGUGUGCUGAAAGGAAUGCUAUCUCAAAGGCAGUGUCAGAAGGCUACAGAAGUUUCAAGGCCAUUGCAAUUUCCAGUGAUCUGAGUGACCAGUUCAUCUCCCCGUGUGGUGGCUGCAGACAGUUCAUGAGAGAGUUCGGGUCAAACUGGGAUGUGUACCUAUCAAAGCCUGACGGCUCGUACCUGAAGAUGGCUGUGAACAAGUUGCUGCCUGUCUCCUUUGGCCCUGAAGACCUGUCCAUGAAGAAAGUGUUUGACAUUCCUAAUGAGUACUGAGCCAGUAGUGUAGUACCACACACACACACACACACUCUCUCUCUCUCUCUCUCUUCUUGACCAUGACAUGACGUGUGUAAUGCACAUGCUGCUGAAAAUGUAGUUCUAUUUAAGAUAAAUAUUAUGUCCUGUAUCACUAGCUGAUUGUAAUCAAUGUCACAUAUUUAAAUUUACUCUAUGUAUAUUGUAAUUUUACUAAACACAACAUCAAGAUAAUUUCCAGACUGACAGAAAAUUCAUUGUGAUUUAAUUAGCGAUUCACCUACAUUAACAUAUUGAAUACUGUAUUGUUGUAGAUAUAUCUUUGUUUAAUGAAAGAUGAAGGAAAAUGAUAGGUCAAACUUAUCUACACAUUUCAAUAAAUUAACUGUUUUAAAAGGA
Siniperca chuatsi (mandarin fish) is the source of this 946-nucleotide messenger RNA. RefSeq names its product cytidine deaminase b (gene cdab). Bases 74 to 565 code for a protein of 163 amino acids. Gene Ontology annotation, molecular function: zinc ion binding; cytidine deaminase activity. The transcript is spliced from 4 exons. NCBI's taxonomy places the organism in Eukaryota, Metazoa, Chordata, Actinopteri, Centrarchiformes, Sinipercidae. The record is from RefSeq and is a predicted model, not a curated record. Gene Ontology annotation, cellular component: cytosol.